GUUUCAGAACUGUUUUCAUAAGUCGUCGAAGUUUUCCCCUGCUUGUACGAUUGCUCUCAUGUCAUCAGCUAUGCCGCCAGUUCCAGUCAUUCCUCCCGCUUUAACUGGCAGCAAAGAAGGGACAUUUGCAUUUUUUACUGUUCGCGAUCGUUGGCCAAAGAUAUUAGGUAAAAUAGUUGACCAAGUGCAUCGAUAUCGAUAUGCUCAUAUUGCUGUUCAUGGCGAGGACGGCGAAAAAGAUAUUAAAUCGGUCCUCAGUCAGUUGUCUGAGUUAUCGUACUUUGUUGCCACCGACAAACCAUUGCAAGAUCUUAUUGAUCAUGGAGAAAAGGUCAAUAUUUGGAAUAAAGAGCUGAGAGAAUUGCGAAUGAAGAAAGGUGCGGAGCAAGUAACUUGGUAUCGUUGUGAUUGGUUGUUUGCUGAGUGUUUUUUAUAUAGACAAAUUGUGAGUUUUUUUUUGAAAACAACAACACUGAAAGAAUUCGAUCCAUUCGCAUCACAAAAACAAAGCUCUUUUAUUAGUUGCAUUGAUACGAUUAUCAUGCUUGCAAAACGCAUGGAAGAAGUGACAUCAGCAACAGCAAAUGUAGAUGAUGGCAUAAUUUGCCAUUUUUUUCAGUUGUGUCUAUGGGGGAAUACAUGUGAUUUGUCGCUAUCGUGUGGCGAACGCGUUAUCUCAUUGCCCCUUUUGGAUAUGGUUGACCAGUUGGCCGAUAAAGUCUUAUGUAAUCAGAUUGGUGAAGUUGUUCGCAUUUUAAAGAAUGGUGAAAUGGAUCGAAUAGAUAUAGUUCUUGAUAAUUCUGGUCUUGAACUUUUUACUGACUUAGCACUUGCAGAAUUAUUAAUUGGAAAGUACAGCGUAAAAAAGGUUAUUUUUCACGGAAAGAGUAUGCCAUGGUUUGUAUCGGACGUUACUGGUAGAGAUUUCAACUGGAUAAUCGAAAUGCUGAUUGCUAGUUCAGACAACUUGCUGAAGAAUUUUGGUGUAAAAUGCUCACAAAGAUUAUCUGACGGUGAAUUUUGCUUCCAAACUCAUUAUUUCUGGACCCUUCCAUAUCCAAAUUACUUAAUGCCUGAGAAGGCUUCAGAUCUUCAUCGUGAAUUGUCGCAGUCGUCAUUGAUCAUUUUCAAAGGCGAUUGUAAUUAUAGGAAGUUGGUCAGUGAUCUAGAAUGGCCGCUGGAUACUCCGUUCAAAAUAGCUUUACGAGGUUUUGCUCCGGCACCGAUUUUGGUACUUCGUACUAUAAAAGCAGAAACGUUGGCAGGACUAGAUUCAAAUGUGGUCGACAAUUUACAAAGAAAAUACGGUAACAGUAAGAUUUGGAUGACGACGGGAGAAUAUGCUGUCGCACAGUUCGUGAGAUGAUUCCUUCUUUUCUAUCUUAUCAUUUCAUAAUUCAGAAAUUCAACAGCUGCAAUAAGAGCCCUUUGGUAUUGGAUUCUGUCUGUAUUCUGUUGGAUUAAACUAGACUUAAUAGUAAUAGUAAAAGCUUACUGUUGAGAC
Messenger RNA from Loa loa (African eye worm), 1504 nucleotides. RefSeq lists its product as hypothetical. The transcript has 10 exons. Lineage: Eukaryota; Metazoa; Nematoda; Chromadorea; Rhabditida; Onchocercidae. Gene Ontology annotation, biological process: DNA damage response. The record is from RefSeq and is a predicted model, not a curated record. Gene Ontology annotation, molecular function: phosphatase activity. Bases 59 to 1366 code for a protein of 435 amino acids. Gene Ontology annotation, cellular component: cytoplasm; nucleus.